Capsella rubella is the source of this 1622-nucleotide messenger RNA. Its product is annotated as glutamate dehydrogenase 2. Gene Ontology annotation, biological process: L-glutamate catabolic process. The record is from RefSeq and is a predicted model, not a curated record. Gene Ontology annotation, cellular component: mitochondrion. Gene Ontology annotation, molecular function: L-glutamate dehydrogenase (NAD+) activity. NCBI's taxonomy places the organism in Eukaryota, Viridiplantae, Streptophyta, Magnoliopsida, Brassicales, Brassicaceae. The coding region runs from base 251 to 1486 and encodes 411 amino acids. The transcript is spliced from 7 exons.
UCUUUCCCCUACAAAUACUCUUUUCUUCUUCUUCCCAAUUCCAAUCACACACAAUUACAACAUAAACCAAAAUCCAAGCUUUUUCUUACCUUUUUCUGUUUUCCCCCAUUUCAGUUUGGUUGAUUUAUCCGAUCAUCGGAUACAAGUUGAAACCUUGGAUCUUUUCGAUCACUUGGAUUUUGGUUUUUUUUUCUUCUUCUUCCCAUCUGAGUUUGUAAUCUCAUUUCUUUUUUCUUUAGUGAAAGAAAGCAUGAAUGCUCUAGCUGCAACGAACAGAAACUUCCGUCAUGCAUCGAGAAUCCUGGGUUUGGAUUCCAAGAUCGAGAAGAGUCUUAUGAUCCCAUUCAGAGAGAUCAAGGUGGAGUGUACGAUUCCUAAAGAUGAUGGAACUCUGGUUUCUUACAUUGGAUUUAGGGUUCAACAUGACAAUGCUCGUGGACCCAUGAAAGGUGGAAUCAGAUAUCAUCCUGAGGUUGAUCCCGAUGAAGUGAACGCACUGGCUCAGCUGAUGACUUGGAAAACUGCUGUUGCAGACAUUCCAUACGGUGGAGCUAAAGGUGGAAUCGGGUGUAGUCCUCGUGACUUGAGUUUGAGUGAGCUUGAGAGACUCACUCGUGUCUUUACCCAGAAGAUCCAUGAUCUCAUCGGUAUUCACACCGAUGUGCCUGCUCCUGAUAUGGGCACUAACGCUCAAACCAUGGCUUGGAUUCUUGAUGAGUACUCCAAGUUUCAUGGUCAUUCCCCUGCUGUUGUCACUGGAAAGCCCAUUGAUCUUGGUGGUUCACUAGGUAGAGAAGCUGCCACAGGACGUGGUGUAGUCUAUGCCACUGAAGCUCUUCUUGCUGAGUAUGGAAAAUCGAUUGAGGGCUUGACAUUUGUUAUUCAGGGUUUUGGGAAUGUUGGAACAUGGGCGGCGAAGUUGAUCCACGAGAAAGGCGGUAAAGUGGUUGCAGUAAGCGACAUUACUGGUGCAGUCAGGAACCCUGAAGGUAUCGACAUCAAUGCCCUGCUGAAACACAAAGACGCAACUGGAAGUCUCAAUGAUUUUACUGGUGGAGACGCUAUGAAUUCAGAUGAAUUGCUCAUUCAUGAGUGCGAUGUUCUCAUCCCUUGCGCUCUUGGUGGUGUCCUGAACAAAGAUAAUGCUGGAGAUGUGAAGGCAAAGUUUAUAAUAGAGGCUGCAAACCAUCCAACCGAUCCAGAUGCUGAUGAGAUUCUGUCGAAGAAAGGAGUGAUUAUACUUCCAGACAUUUACGCAAAUGCAGGAGGAGUGACUGUGAGCUACUUUGAGUGGGUGCAGAACAUUCAAGGGUUCAUGUGGGAAGAGGAAAAAGUGAACUUGGAGCUGCAAAAGUACAUGACUCGAGCCUUUCACAACAUCAAGACAAUGUGCCAUACUCAUUCCUGCAACCUCCGUAUGGGAGCUUUCACUCUUGGAGUUAACCGAGUCGCUAGAGCCACCCAGUUGCGUGGUUGGGAAGCUUAAUUUAGCUGAAUCCCCCAUUUAUACUCUGUUUUUUUUGCUUCAUUGUUACUGAAAAUCAUUGAGCUUUCGAAAUGGAAAAGAAAACAAAAUGGAUUGAAUAAACUAACAGAUUGGAAUAAAAGAUAUUAUUGCAUUC